AUGCUGCGUCGCCGCCACUGCUACGAGAGGCUGAAGGCCCAGGGGCGCCCAGCGAGAUGCCCUAUAGAGCAGAGAACUGAUGCUGCUGUUGAGGGAUUCCUCGCUGCUUACUGCCCCGUUUGCUUGACUGUGGAUAACGCGCUGCGAGACUGCAGCGAGUCGCCGGAGUUUUUGGUGGAGGCCAAGGGGGCCCGUUUCUCCUGCUGCACAGCAGAGCACCUCAAUCUGCUGCUGGCUCAACCCAAACCCUAUUUCCAGCAGCAGCUGCCGGAGCUGCUGCCCCGGCGGCUCAGCGAGGACCUCCUUGACGAGACAGCAGUGCUCGCGCUCAAUGGGUACUGCCCCGUCACCUUAGAGAGAGAGCUCAGCUCCCCGCGAGGCUUACAGGCAGCCAGAGGCUGGGGCAGCCCCCCAGGACCCUGGCUGGGAUCGCCCAGGCUGCGCGGGAUCGACGAUCCACGCAGCAGCACACCACUGGUUCCCCUGCAGCAGCAGCAGCAGCAGCAGAUGCUGCUGCUGCUGCUGCUCCAGCUGAAGAGGGAUUAG
This is a messenger RNA of Eimeria mitis, 546 nucleotides long. RefSeq lists its product as uncharacterized. The record is from RefSeq and is a predicted model, not a curated record. The coding region runs from base 1 to 546 and encodes 181 amino acids. The transcript is spliced from 4 exons. NCBI's taxonomy places the organism in Eukaryota, Apicomplexa, Conoidasida, Eucoccidiorida, Eimeriidae.